Molecule: messenger RNA, 1292 nt
Organism: Ochotona princeps (American pika)
Lineage: Eukaryota; Metazoa; Chordata; Mammalia; Lagomorpha; Ochotonidae
Product: quinone oxidoreductase-like protein 2
Exons: 9
Coding region: 48-1157 (369 amino acids)
Cellular component (GO): mitochondrion
Molecular function (GO): oxidoreductase activity
Source: RefSeq, a predicted model, not a curated record
CCCAGGGCCAUGGCGGCGACGGUGUGCAGACGGUACCUUUCCCGGCCAUGGCUAAGCAGGUGCAACUUCCACUCUGCCCUGAGCGCCCCAAGGCAGCCUGCCCUGCGCCGGGAAGGACAACCCGAGUGACUCCGGCCCCUGUUUCCCGUUGCAGGACAGCCGGGCAGGCUGUGGGACGGCACUACCGCGCCGCGGUUUGCGCCGAGCUGAACCAGCCCCUGGCUAUUAAAGAGGUGGCACCUCGCCCCGUCCGUCCUCACGAGGUCAGAGUGGAUGUCCAUUUCUGCGGGGUUAACUUUGUUGACCUCUUGGUCUGCCGGGGGCAGUAUCAGGAAAAGCCCCCUGUUCCCUUCACACCCGGAUUGGAGUUUUCUGGGACGGUGUUGGAGACAGGCCCAGAUGUUAGCUCCGUCAAGGAGGGCGAUCGAGUUAUUGGCAUGAUUAACUUUAAUGCAAUGGCUGAAGAAUGCAUCACUGAUCAGAAGACCGUGUGGAAAAUUCCAGAAAAGGUCUCCCUACAAGAAGCUGCUGUUUUGCCUGUAUCUUAUGGCACUGCUAUUAUGGCUCUGGAACAUCGGGCCCGGAUCCAGCCUGGGGAGACUGUCCUGGUGACAGCGGCGGCUGGGGCCACAGGCCUGGCGGUGAUCGAUGUGGCGACGAAUGUUCUGCAGGCCAAGGUCAUUGCUGCAGCCGGAAGUGACGAGAAGUGCAAGCUGGCGAUGCAGAGAGGUGCCCAGUUCAGUGUGAACUACACUGAGGGCAGCCUGAGAGAGGCAGUGAAAAAACUUGUGGGGGACCGCAGGGUGCACGCGGCCAUCGACAUGGUGGGGGGAGAGGUCUUCCUGCAGGCCCUCCGCAGCCUGGCCUGGGAGGGUAGGAUCGUGGUGCUGGGAUUUGCUGGAGGAAACAUUGCUUCGUUGCCAACCAACCUUCUGCUCCUGAAGAACGUCUCAGCCAUGGGCAUGACCUUGGACCUGUACAGAGACCGCAACAUUCCCCUCCUCUAUGAAAGACUGAGCUCGGCUCUGCAGUAUUGCCAGCAAGGCUGCCUGCACCCGCACGUCGGGAGAGUGUUUAAGCUGGAGGAGGUCAAUGACGCCUUUGUGCAUGUGCUACAGCGCAAGUCCACAGGCAAGGUGCUCCUGUCUCUGAAGUAGGUCCUUGGCCCAGCAACAAGUUCCGCACGACCCAAGCCAAACUCUCCUCUCCCCCAGAACCUGUGCUCCCCCCGUGGGUCGGAGGCGUCCUCACCUUCCUCGCUGACCCAGGUUGAUAAUCCCCAGAGUCACCUC